AUGACCUCUCUCAGUGCUGCCAACACUAAAUUUUGCUUGGAUCUUUUCAAAAAGCUGAGCGCGCAAAAUGCUGGAGGAAAUGUCUUCUUCUCCCCCAUGAGCAUUUCAGCAUCUCUGGCCAUGGUCAUGCUUGGUGCAAGAGGGAACACGAAAGUUCAAAUGGAAAAGGUACUUCAUUUCAACGAGAUCAGAACCUCAGGAUAUGGAGACUUCCCUGAAACGAGGCCUCCUCCAGACCACAGUGCAAAACAGCCGAUGGCUGCAGAAUUGCAGUGUGAUCGACCUGAAAGUGUUCAUUCCCAGUUCCAGGAAUUACUAUCACAAAUCAACAAACCCACCAACAACUAUGAAUUAACUAUUGCCAAUAGACUGUUUGGAGCAAUGGGUUUUGAAUUCAUUCAGCAAUAUGUACACAGCACUAAGGAAUUAUACCAUUCUGAGCUCAAAAGAGUUGACUUUUUGAAUGCAACUGAAGAAGCCAGAGAAACUAUUAAUUCAUGGGUUGAAUGUCAAACAAAAGGCAAAAUCCAGGAUCUUUUCCCCUGCGGUGCUCUUGACCCGUCAGCUGUCCUGGUGUUAGUGAAUGCCAUAUAUUUCAAAGGAAAGUGGUUGUCCAGGUUUAGGGAAGAAUACACCAAAGAAUUGCCUUUUUGGCUGAAUAAGAAAAAGAGCAAAAAAGUGCCAAUGAUGUUUCAGACUGGGAAUUUUAAAUUGGCCAGAAUUCAAGACCCUCAGGUUCAAGUUCUUGAACUUCCUUAUGAGGGUGAAGAGCUAAGCAUGAUUAUCAUGCUCCCUGAGGAUGACGCUAGUCUGGAACAGCUGGCAAGUUCUCUUACCUACAAGAAAAUUGAAGAGUGGACCAGUUCGUCAAAUAUGUACCCUAUGCUGGUGAAUGUGUAUCUUCCCAGAUUUAAACGAGAAAAGAGAUAUGAACUUGAGACAGUUUUGCAGUCAAUGGGAAUGAAAGAUGCUUUUGCAAGAGGAAAAAGUAAUUUCACUGGGAUAUCUGAGAACAUGGGGCUGUUUGUAUCCAACGUCACUCACAAGUCCUUUGUAGAAAUCAAUGAAAAGGGCACAGAAGCCGCUGCUUCCACUGGGGUACAGGUAGCUCCAAUGUGUGCGCAGUUUCCAGUGGAAUUUAAGGCAGAUCACCCAUUCAUCUUCUAUAUUACAGAUAAGGCAACGAAGAGCAUUAUCUUCUUUGGUAGCUAUUCAUCACCUUAA
This is a messenger RNA of Euleptes europaea (tarantolino), 1224 nucleotides long. RefSeq names its product leukocyte elastase inhibitor-like. The transcript has 7 exons. Gene Ontology annotation, molecular function: serine-type endopeptidase inhibitor activity. The coding region runs from base 1 to 1224 and encodes 407 amino acids. Lineage: Eukaryota; Metazoa; Chordata; Lepidosauria; Squamata; Sphaerodactylidae. Gene Ontology annotation, biological process: negative regulation of endopeptidase activity. The record is from RefSeq and is a predicted model, not a curated record.